Molecule: messenger RNA, 1347 nt
Organism: Brassica napus (rape)
Lineage: Eukaryota; Viridiplantae; Streptophyta; Magnoliopsida; Brassicales; Brassicaceae
Product: probable cysteine protease RDL5
Exons: 4
Coding region: 57-1172 (371 amino acids)
Cellular component (GO): lysosome
Molecular function (GO): cysteine-type endopeptidase activity
Source: RefSeq, a predicted model, not a curated record
AGCCAUAUUAACACACACAAACCAAAGUCUCGUUAGCUUUGAGCCCCAAAGUGAAAAUGAGUAGUCCUAAAUCAGCCACACUGAUCUUCUUAGUAUCAAUGGGUAUCGCAUCUUGCGCCAUGGCCAUGGAUAUGUCCGUCGUUUCCUACGAUGACAACCACCAUGUAAUUGGUGGUCCCGGCCGCCGCAACAGCGGUUUUGAUGCGGAGGCAUCGUUGAUAUUCGAGUCAUGGAUGGUUGAGCAAGGGAAGGUGUACGAGUCCGUCGCCGAGAAGGAACGGCGUUUAACUAUUUUCGAGGACAACCUUCGUUUCAUCACUAACCGAAACGCUGAAAACCUUGGUUAUCGGCUUGGUUUGACCCGGUUUGCAGAUUUGUCGCUCCAUGAAUACGGACAAAUUUGCCAUGGGGCUGAUCCGAGACCACCUAAGGACCAUGUUUUCAUGACUAGCAGCAACCGAUACAAGACUAGUGCUGGUGAUGUGCUUCCUAAGUCUGUUGACUGGAGGAAGGAAGGUGCAGUUACUAAAGUCAAAGAUCAAGGCCAUUGCAGGAGUUGUUGGGCUUUCUCGACGGUGGGGGCAGUGGAAGGCUUAAACAAGAUCGUGACAGGACAGUUAGUCACUUUGUCCGAGCAAGAUUUGAUCAAUUGUAACAAAGAAAAUAAUGGCUGCGAAGGAGGUAAAGUUGAAACUGCCUAUGAGUACAUAGUUACCAAUGGUGGUCUUGGUACAAACAACGAUUAUCCUUACAAGGCUGUUAAUGGGGUCUGCGACGCCGGCCUCAAGGAAAACAACAAGAAUGUUAUGAUUGAUGGGUAUGAGAGUUUGCCUUCCAACGACGAGCUUUCUCUAAUGAAAGCGGUUGCUCACCAGCCUGUAACAGCCGUUAUCGAUUCAAGCAGCAGGGAAUUUCAGCUUUAUGAAUCAGGAAUUUUUGAUGGAACGUGCGGAACAAACCUAAACCAUGGAGUUGUUGUGGUUGGGUAUGGAACCGAGAAUGGUCGUGACUAUUGGAUCGUGCGAAACUCAUGGGGAAACACUUGGGGAGAAGCUGGCUACAUGAAGAUGGCUCGCAACAUUGCAAAUCCAAGAGGAUUAUGUGGUAUCGCGAUGCGAGCUGCAUACCCCCUCAAGAACUCGGUGUCUGACGAUAUAAGGUCCAUGGCCUAAUAAUGUGAAUGUGAACUAAAUGUAUGUGUUAUGCGAGGGUUCGAGUGAGCGAAAAACCUAUUCGACUUUGAAGCAGAAAUAAUGUAGUCAAUGGGAUGGGUGUUAUUUUGUAAUAUAUUUUGUAACUGUUGAUUUGGAGUGUUGUAAUAUUUAUGAAUAUUUCGUUUGGGAUGAA